This is a messenger RNA of Pelagomonas calceolata, 1737 nucleotides long. The record is from the annotation of a GenBank genome assembly. Lineage: Eukaryota; Pelagophyceae; Pelagomonadales; Pelagomonadaceae.
GCUGAUGACAAGUAUUUUGAGCGGCGUAAACGGGCCCUUCCGCUCAACAUAGCUGCACAAUCACGCUUGCAGAGGCACAAUCUGACCCCUGCUUCCGCAUACAAGCGCUGGUUUUCUUCCGCAGCGCCUAACGGGGCCGCAGUAAAGCGUUAGCCAGACUCGCAUCCUUAGCCAAAACGCAUCGCACGCAUCCCAGAUGAGGCUCGGCGCCCUGCUGCUGCUCGCGCACGCGACAGCGCUGCGCGGACGCCGCCGCUGGCGCGACCGGGGCGGCUUCACGACGACGCCCGAGCCCCAGCGCGAGGGCUGGACCUUUAGUACGCGAGACUUAUUUACCGAAGAGGAGCCACCACAAGUAGCGAAGUGGACCUUUAGCACCCGAGACUUGUUAGCACGACGGAAACCGAAGAAGGUCCUGAUGCUCAUGUCUGAUACGGGUGGAGGGCAUCGAGCGUCCGCAAAUGCCUUGAAGCAAGCAUUGGUAGCGAGAUAUAAUGUGCAAGUAGACUUGUUAGAUAUCUGGACGGCGGCGGGCGUGUUUCCGUGGUCCUCAUCGCCGCGAGCCUAUAGCUACAUGGGCAAGCGGCCGAUGAUAUGGCGCGCGUUUUUUUAUGGUACGGCGUUCUACCCCGUGCGGCUCGUUACGAGACUGUUACAUGAUUUUUCUUUGAGAAGAAGGUUCAAGAAGAUCCUGCGGGGUCAAGAACCCGAUCUAGUUGUGAGUGUCCACCCGAUGUGCCAACACGUUCCCCUCAGUGCGAGGACGUGGCUCGAGAAGGUGCUCAAAAGGCCCGUGAAGUUCGCCACAGUUGUCACGGAUUUAGGGAGUGCGCAUCCCAUGUGGUUCGACAAGCGCGUCGACGCGUGUUUUGUUCCCACACAAAGACUGGCUAAAAACGCGAAGUACUACGGCGUGUCGAACGUGAUCAAUUACGGUUUACCUCUACGUCGGGAGUUCAGCCAGAAGCGCCUGUCGAAGGAUCGCGCCCGGAAGAAGCUCGGCCUCGAUCGAAAUAGUUCGACCGUUCUGGUCACCGGAGGCGGGGACGGCUUCGGUAGUCUGGAAAAGAUUGUGGACGCCGUCGCCCAGGAACUCGCCGGGUCGAACGCGCAAUUGGUCGUGAUCUGCGGGCGGAACGAGGAGGUCCGAAAACGGCUUGAGAGUCGAACUUGGCCGGUGCGCAUGGAGGUGCGCGGCUUCGUUUCCGACAUGAAUUUAUACAUGGAGGCGUCGGACGUCUUGCUGACGAAGGCCGGCCCUGGUACUAUUGCGGAAGCGGCUGCUUUAGGCUUACCUGUGUUGCUGACGGGGUUUUUACCGGGGCAGGAACGAGGUAAUGUAUUGUGGGUGCGCGAGAAGAAUAUAGGAGAGCUCGCGAAGAGCCCUCAGAGAGCAGCUACGACUGUAUCGAAGUGGCUGCGGGACCAGGACGCUCUGGUCGAGAUGUCGCGCAACGCCAAGGCCGCGGCGAAGCCGAAGGCGACGGAUCGCAUCGCGGAAGACCUCAUGGGGCUCGUCGAGGGCGUCCAGCGCACAGCGACGGGCGUGCUGCGCGACCUCAAGGAGCGCGCGCCGUCGGCCGACUGGACGCUUUAUGGAGCUUUGAACUCGACGCGCUCGGCGGUCGCGGAGCUGCGGGACACGCUCGCCGUGCGAAGCGUGCCGCUCGAGGCGUGGAUGACUUCCGCCCUGCGGCGAGGCGUCGUGGCCUAGUAGUUAACUUUAGGAUAUGUCGU